AUGUCCUGCUUUUCACUUCAGAAUCCACCUUCUCGGGAGUUGACCUGUGGAGAUCUACUUGCGCAAUCAUUGAAACAACUUGGUGUUGAAGUGGCUUUUGGACUUCAUGGCGGCCACUUAGACGCAUUUCUGGUCGGUUGUGAAAUGAUCGGAAUCCGUCUGGUCGACACGAGACAUGAAACUGUAGCGGUUCAAGCCGCCGAAGGAUAUAGUCGAAUUAGCACGAAGCCCGCAGUAUGCUUCGUGACGGCCAACAGUGGUUUCUCAAAUGGCCUUGCUGGUCUAGCCACUGCGUAUGGCGACCGAAGUCCGAUUCUGUGCAUUACUUCAUCGCCCCCAACUCGGGAUACGGAGAACAAUUCUCUUCAGGGAUUAGUCGACCAAGUUGUUGCGGCACGUCCAAUCACGAAAUUUGCCCAUCGGGUUGUCAUUCCGGAAGAAUGUCCCAGAAUUCUCAUCUCUUGGGGUUCAAUUACAUCUUCUCCGACAUAUCCACCGGGUCCUCAUAGGAAGGCUAUCGAAGCGGCAGCUGAACUGAUUCGUAACGCCAAGCGGCCAGUCAUCAUUACAGGAACCGGCGCAAGAAGUGUUGAGGCCCGAAAUAGCAUAUUCAAACUGGCCGAAAAAUGUGAUGUCCCAGUAUUCAACAGCUCGAAAUAUGCAUCGUUCAGCCCAGAGUCGCCGAUGCUCUCCGAAGGGACAGCUGGAGUGCUUGGAAGAUUGGCGCAUGCAAAUCUCGCCCGACCAGACCUGAUCCUACUUCUUGGUGCAAGAACAGGCAUGUUCCUUGGUGGCAGGAACGGGGCCAUUAUUCCUGAUAAAGACUGUGCCCUCAUUCAAGUUGACUGCGACGGUGGCGAGAUCGGACGCUCAUUGCCAGUCGAACUUGGAAUCGUUUCUGAUAUUGAAGUUUUUGCAUCAGCUUUGAACAACAAACUUGAGACAGCCUACUCUCAAGGAUCCGUUGAUAAAGCAUGGGUACAGUCUAUGCUCGGCUUGUCAUCUGCAAAAUCUCCAUUUGAGAAUGAUGCCCAAGAGUUACCAUCAGGUUGUCUCCAUCCAUACCACGCUUUGAGACACGUUUUCUCCGCAGUUCAGCCAGGAAGCAUAAUCAUCCUGGAUGGUGGAGAGGCUGGGGCUUGGGCAGCUGAUCUUGCCCGGUACAGCAAUCCCAGUACGGUUAUGACAUCUACAGGAUACCUCGGAUUCCUGGGUACUGGAUUUGGAUAUACCCUAGGAUGUGCAAUCGCGGCCCCUGAUCGGAAAAUCGUGAAUAUCCAAGGCGAUGGAUCUGCUGGAUUCCACUUGAUGGAACUCGAUACGUAUAAGAGGUUCGAGCUUAAUGUGAUGACAGUCAUCGUGAACAAUUCGACUUGGGGAAUGAGCAUCAAUGGUCAAGACAUAGUCUAUGGGAGCGCCACUCCAGCACGACCGAUCAGUUCUUUAGAUGCAGGAACUGAAUAUGAUGUUGUGGCAAAGGGCUUGCAAAAUGCUUCGGCGAAAGUGUCACAGAUCUCCGAAAUUUACCCUACUGUUACCAGGUUUCAGGAACAAAAGGGUCCUAGUUGUAUCAACUUGAUUGUGGAUCGCAAGCCUGUGCAUCCUAUUACAACUCUGAUGGUUGGACUCACUGAUUCGCCUGAUGCUGUUGUUGUCCCAUAUUAUGACAACAUUCCCCGGGCUCAUUACAAUUUUUGA
Penicillium malachiteum is the source of this 1698-nucleotide messenger RNA. Its product is annotated as thiamine pyrophosphate-binding protein. Gene Ontology annotation, biological process: L-valine biosynthetic process. Gene Ontology annotation, molecular function: flavin adenine dinucleotide binding; magnesium ion binding; thiamine pyrophosphate binding. Gene Ontology annotation, cellular component: mitochondrion; acetolactate synthase complex. The transcript has 4 exons. NCBI's taxonomy places the organism in Eukaryota, Fungi, Ascomycota, Eurotiomycetes, Eurotiales, Aspergillaceae. Bases 1 to 1698 code for a protein of 565 amino acids. The record is from RefSeq and is a predicted model, not a curated record.